AUGCCUACCUGUGUAGAGUGUGGGGCAGCCGUGUCCUCAUUGUACACUGAGUACAGUAAAGGCAACAUCCGACUUACAUACUGUGAACAUUGCAAGAAUUUGGCGGAUAAAUAUGUGGAGCAUGAUUUCGUGAUCAUCUUUGUGGACAUGAUCUUGCACAAGAAACCCGUCUACAGGCACCUGCUGUUCAAUCGGUUACCGUACCGAGAUCUGGGAAUCGAUCCGAACGUCUUCAAGUUUGGAGUACUAUUGAUCUUAUUUGACGUCUAUAUCAAAUGGUUCAGACUGGAGCAGGAACCCACGGUGAUCGAUGCAGGGUUUGCACAGCACGCGCUCGUCUUUCAGUACCUAUACAUCCUUUUCCUAUGCAUCAUCGAGUUCUUAUCAUUUCACUUUGGAGUGCGGCUAAUUGUCAGUCUAUGGUAUGGUGGCCGGUACGCCAUCCUCAAAUAUAACUAUAUCACAACGACCCUCAUCAUAUCAAGCUUCGGCAAGAUGCUAUUAAUCCUGAUGGUCAUCUGGGAUUAUACAGAACUGGAGCAUUCGUGGCAUCUCGUCAACCUCAUAGUCCUGACGUCCAAUGUCGAAGCCCUAUCAGUAUUUUUGGACACCGGAUAUCUGCAGACAACGCUAGUCAUCGCAUUUGGACUCAUGUGCAGGAUCUUGAUGCAGAUUGCGUUCACGAGUAUCACGGGUGAUUCUGCCCUAGUGACCAUGGCCAGCAUGUAG
This is a messenger RNA of Gamsiella multidivaricata, 729 nucleotides long. Its product is annotated as Arv1 protein. Lineage: Eukaryota; Fungi; Mortierellomycota; Mortierellomycetes; Mortierellales; Mortierellaceae. The coding region runs from base 1 to 729 and encodes 242 amino acids. Gene Ontology annotation, cellular component: cortical endoplasmic reticulum; Golgi apparatus. The record is from RefSeq and is a predicted model, not a curated record. Gene Ontology annotation, biological process: sphingolipid metabolic process; intracellular sterol transport; sterol metabolic process. The transcript is spliced from 7 exons.